AUGAACAUUUCCGAUAUCUUGAACCCAUCCAACGCUUCUUCAUCAAUCACAGAAAGCCACAGCAGCAGUAGCAACGUAUUGCCAAUGCUUCCCAACCAUUCCUCGUUAUUGCACAUCCCAUCCACUUCAAUGCAACACCACCAUCAUCAUCAACCCAUGCUUGAAUCAUAUGGUCAUUCUUUGCCACAAGUACAUAGCCAUGGCAACAACGACUUGUAUCACUAUUAUGAAAAUGAUCAUGACGCUUUGCAUGGCAGCGAAGGAUAUGGCAAACCACGCAACCGAUUCACCGAGUAUGAGGAUGCUGUGAUUUGUGAAGGUGUUGCCAAAGGCUUGACUUGGGGCCAAAUCUCUGCACAGCUUCCCAACCGUAAGCGAGCUACGUGUUUCAACCGUUAUCGUACAUUGCAAGGCAUUCGUAAAUCCCGACGACGAGUUAGCAGCUUCCGUAUGUCGACAUCGCCCUACAUGGUUACUCCACCAGCUUCACGACGUGCUUCUAUUGUCUCGUGCUCUACCCGUGGCAUCAGCACACCUUCUCCUUCGCCUCCUCUUCCAUCGGCAACAUGGUUCCCCUCCAAGAACAAUGCUACAACCCCUUCACGUCAUUGGGUGCCUGAUCUGGUGAUGGAUCGGUCGUCCUCAUCAUGGUUGGAUGAUUAUCAUCCUCAUCAUGGUGGUAGCAUUGGAUACCGCUUUUAG
Messenger RNA from Lichtheimia ornata, 702 nucleotides. RefSeq lists its product as uncharacterized. The coding region runs from base 1 to 702 and encodes 233 amino acids. The transcript has 2 exons. Lineage: Eukaryota; Fungi; Mucoromycota; Mucoromycetes; Mucorales; Lichtheimiaceae. The record is from RefSeq and is a predicted model, not a curated record.